This is a messenger RNA of Triplophysa rosa, 830 nucleotides long. It is a transcript of the gene rpl7, whose product is annotated as ribosomal protein L7. The transcript has 7 exons. Gene Ontology annotation, molecular function: structural constituent of ribosome; RNA binding. The record is from RefSeq and is a predicted model, not a curated record. Gene Ontology annotation, cellular component: cytosolic large ribosomal subunit. Gene Ontology annotation, biological process: maturation of LSU-rRNA from tricistronic rRNA transcript (SSU-rRNA, 5.8S rRNA, LSU-rRNA). Lineage: Eukaryota; Metazoa; Chordata; Actinopteri; Cypriniformes; Nemacheilidae. The coding region runs from base 27 to 767 and encodes 246 amino acids.
UACAAGCCUCUUUUACUGUAGGGAUAAUGGCGGGUGAAAAAGAAAAGGUGGUUCCCUCAGUCCCUGAAAGCCUCUUGAAGAGGCGAAAGCGCUUCGCUGCCAUCAAGGCUGUGCGUCUGAAGAUGCAGCAGGCUGAGAAGAAGGACCGCAAAGUCACCAGGAAGCUCAUCUUCAAGCGAGCUGAAGCUUACCACAGGGAAUACAGGCAGAUGUACAGGCGUGAGAUCCGCAUGGCCAGAAUGGCUCGCAAGGCCGGCAACUACUAUGUCCCAGCUGAGCCUAAACUUGCUUUUGUCAUAAGGAUCAGAGGCAUCAAUGGUGUCAGCCCCAAAGUCCGCAAGGUGCUUCAGCUGCUUCGUCUCCGCCAGAUCUUCAAUGGUGUCUUCAUCAAACUGAACAAGGCCUCCAUCAACAUGCUGCGAAUUGCAGAACCCUACAUUGCUUGGGGCUACCCCAACCUUAAAUCUGUGCGUGAGCUUGCCUACAAGCGUGGAUUUGGCAAGAUCAACAAGCAGCGCAUUGGACUUACAGAUAACUCCCUUAUCGAGAAGUCCCUUGGUCGGUAUGGCAUCAUCUGCAUUGAGGAUCUCAUCCACGAGAUCUACACUGUUGGAAAGAACUUCAAGGCCGCCAACAACUUCCUCUGGCCAUUCAAACUGUCCUCGCCCCGUGGAGGCAUGAAGAAGAAGACCACCCACUUUGUAGAGGGAGGUGAUGCAGGCAACAGGGAGGACCAGAUCAACAGACUUAUCAGGAGGAUGAACUAAAAGUUAUGGUAUUGGGAACGUUUCUGCUGUUGGUCUGCGAAAAAAUAAAGUAAUUUACACAAA